AUGAUUAUCAUAAUUUAUACUUUUACGCAUUCAUUUGAAAGAGCAUAUGAGUGUUUAGAUGUUUCUGAACAUUCUUCUUCUUCCACUUUCAAUAAUAUAUCAAACGAUCCUCCAGGAAUAUCUGGAUUUUCCACUGGCUCUGGAAGAGGAAUUAAUCCUGUAUCAAAAGAAUCAAUGGAAAAAGCAUACAAAUGUUUGGAUGUUCCCACCAAUUUAUCAUCACCAUCUACUAAUUCCAAUAAUAAUCCUUCGGGAAUAUUUGGAUUCUCCACUGGCUCUGGAAGAGAAAUUAAUCCUUUAUCAAAAGAAUCAAUAGAAAAAGCAUACAAGUUUUUGGACAUUCCUACUGAUUUAUCAUCACCAUCUACCAAUUUCAAUAAUAUAUCAAAUAAUCCUUCAGGAAUAUCUGGAUUUUCCACUGGCUCUGGAAAAGGAAUUAAUCCUGUAUCAAAAGAAUCAAUGGAAAAAGCAUACAAAUGUUUGGACGUUCCUACUGAUUUAUCAUCACCAUCUACUAAUUCCAAUAAUAUAUCAAAUAAUCCUUCAGGAAUACCUGGAUUUUCCACUGGCUCUGGAAGAGGAAUUAAUCCUGUAUCAAAAGAAUCAAUGGAAAAAGCAUAUAAAUGUUUGGAUGUUCCCACCCAUUCAUUAUUACCAUCUAUUAAUUCCAAUAAUAUAUCAAAUAAUAUUUUGGGAAUAUCUGGAUUUUCCACUGGCUCUGGAAGAGGAAUUAAUCCUAUAUCAAAAGAAUCAAUGGAAGAAGCAUACAAGCAUUUGGAUGUUUCUGAACAAUCUUCUUCAAAUAUCAGACCUUUAAAAGAUAAUGAUAUAAAAAAUAAUAUAAAGAAAUCAAAAAAAAAUCGACAUUCAAUUAAAUAUGAUUCAAAUAUUUAUAAAUCACCAUCAAUCAAAUCUUCUCAUCAAUCUAAUUUAAAAUCAAGAACUCCACUCAAAUCAUUGCAUUCAUUACAAAAUAUUAAAAAUUCAAAUGUUAUGGGAAACUUGGUAUAUCAUCAUCCUUUGAAAUUUACUGAACAAAAUUUAUUAAAUUUUGAAAUACCAACAGAUGCUUUAUACAUAAAUCCAUCAAAUGCCACUCAUUAUAGAUUCACUUGGCCAAGACUUUUUUCAAAAUCAGAUUCCCAACCACAACAAAAAACAUGGGGCCCAAAUGAAGCAUUAUCAUGUUUAAUUGAAUGUGGUGCUAAUCCUAAAUUGAUAGAUGAACAAUGGGUGCUAAAUCAUUACAAAUGGAUAGUAUGGAAAAUAACUAGUAUGAUUAGAUCUUAUCCUUAUUUGUUUCGUGACUGGCUAUCAUCUGAUACAGUACUUGAUCAGUUAAGAUAUAGAUAUGAAAGAGAAAUAAAUCGUGCACACAGAUCUUCUAUUAAAUUAAUUGUAGAAGGUGAUACUUCACCAUCAUGGCCUAUUGUUCUUUGUGUAUCAGAUAUAAUUGAUGAUAAAAUUCCUAUUGAUUCAAAACUUUCACUUGAAUUGACUGAUGGCUGGUAUAAGAUUCAUGCAUGUAUUGAUCCACCAUUACAACGAGCUAUAAUGAAAUCCAAAAUAAAAAUUGGUAGCAAACUUGAAAUUUGUGGUGCAAAAGUUUAUGGAGAGUCUGUUGGCAAAACAUCAGUAUUAGAAGCAACAAAUUCCAUAUAUUUGAAAUUAUCAGGAAAUUCAACAAAACCAGCUCAUUGGGACUCCAAACUUGGGUUUGGAAAGUUUAGACCUUUUGCUUCAUUAAAUAGUCUUACCCCAGAUGGUGGGUUUAUUUUUGCCAUUGAUGUUGUGGUAAUGCGAAAAUAUCCUUUGAUGUACCGUGAAACAACUAAAGAUGGAAUAUAUAUCAUGCGUAACGAAAAAGGAGAAGAACUGGCUCAAAGAAAAUUUACAGAACAGAUGCAGGAAAAGGUGCUAUCCUUACUAGAAAUUUAUCAUAAGGUAGGAAUAGGCGGUGAUGAUUCAGCAAAUAAUAAUAUCAGGCAAAAACAAGCAAUAACUAAACAAUAUGUGAAUAGUCUCACAUCUGGAGAAGAAAUAUUUAAUUUAUUGCAUGAGAAUACUGAGGAUUCUAAUAGGAUAUUUGAAUAUUUGAGCUCUGAUCAGAUUAGAUGGUUAAAUGAUUGGCUGAAUAGAAAAAAGAUAAGAGAUUUAAAUGAAAAGAAUGAUUGGCUUAAUGAGCAGUUGGAAUCAAUGGAUUUGAAGUGUGUUCGCUCUGUUGUUCCAUUCUUUAAAGUACGUGUAUGUGAUUAUCAUGAAACUGUUGGAGAGGUUCAAUCCAGGGUUAAAAGAGAAGCAUUGAUCACCAUAUGGAGUCCUAGCAGUUCUUUAUAUGAUUCUAUUCGUGAAGGACAAAGAAAUCACAUAUAUUCAUUGAUGGUGGCCAAUAAUCAAUCAUAUGAUCCAAAUUUAUCAACAACAAUUCCUUUAAUACGUCUCACAUCAAUAGGACAUACAACAAUAUGGAGAGAACAACAAGCCAAUUUAAAUAAAAUCAGAAAUUCAUUAUAUAAUAUACGAGUUGUUACAAGUUGUGAUGAAUUAGAGAUGACGAUAAGGACAAAUCGUCAUCAUUAUCAAAAAGAGCAUGAUAUGGUAGUAAUUGUGUUAGUAGUUGGGGAAAUUGUGGAGAAGAUACAAUAUGGAAUCACUAUAGAAAUACAAACUGCAAUAGCUACAGAUACAAGUGGACAGCUUGUGUUCAUUGAAUUCAAUAAGUCAUUCUUUAUUAAUUUGAAUAAUUUAUUGAUACCAAAGUCUAUAUUGACCAUAAUCAACUUAAAGCAUACUGGUUAUGAUUCAAAUCAUCAAGUCCACAUACUUUCGACAUGUGAUGAGACAGGGAUCAGACAAUUUCCUCAUGAAGAUUACUUGAAGCAAGCUAAAUCAAGACUUGAAACUUGGGUCAAAGUCAAUGAGUCAGUUCUUAAUAACACAAACUAUAAAAGAGUUCUUACAAAUUCUAUUAACAAUAACUUUCCUAAAAAAGAACAACUUCUUAAGGCAAAACAUGACUGGGUAGCAGUACAUGUUUCUGUACGCAUACCUAUAAUUAAGACUUCUGAGAGAUCCGAAAGAAUAUUGUCUGAUGCAAAAUCCAAAGAACAUAGUAGAAUCCAAAAGACUACGUGUCAAGUAAGAUUCGAAGAAAAUAUGUCUCAUGAAGUAGGAUUUGAAAGACUACGUAAUAAAUAUAAAUCUAUUCUCAAAGAUUGGUGGAAAAUCUCAACAACUAUGAUGGUGGUUGUGAUAGAUACCACAAGCGAAGAGUCUGAUGAUAUCACUUUAGUAGAAUUUAACAGCUAUGAGAUUAAAAAUAAAAUCUCAAAUGUAAUCUGCGAUAACAUACAAAAUGAAGAAUUAGAUCCACAAGAUUUACUUCCUAAUGGCAUUAUUAAUCAUACUUUUUUACAAAAUUAUCAUAAAAGAUUGUUUGACCUCAUUGUGAAACAAAACUGUUUAAAUGAAUUAUUAUGGAGUAGAGUUGAACUACAUCGAUAUAAAAUGAAGUUGGCGAUUGAAGAAAAAAAUUUUAUAUGCAGAACGUUUUUGGCCCAACUGGAAUAUGCUUGGCAACUACCAUUAUAUGGGCAAAAAUCUCCAAAAAUUAACGAAUAUUCGUAUUCGCAUCAGACCUCAGUAACCAAUUAUGAUAUAAGGAUACUUGGUUCUUUAAAAUUUCAUACUAAAUUGAGAGCAUAUGAGUGUUUAGAUGUUUCUGAACAUUCUUCUUCUUCCACUUUCAAUAAUAUAUCAAACGAUCCUCCAGGAAUAUCUGGAUUUUCCACUGGCUCUGGAAGAGGAAUUAAUCCUGUAUCAAAAGAAUCAAUGGAAAAAGCAUACAAAUGUUUGGAUGUUCCCACCAAUUUAUCAUCACCAUCUACUAAUUCCAAUAAUAAUCCUUCGGGAAUAUUUGGAUUCUCCACUGGCUCUGGAAGAGAAAUUAAUCCUUUAUCAAAAGAAUCAAUAGAAAAAGCAUACAAGUUUUUGGACAUUCCUACUGAUUUAUCAUCACCAUCUACCAAUUUCAAUAAUAUAUCAAAUAAUCCUUCAGGAAUAUCUGGAUUUUCCACUGGCUCUGGAAAAGGAAUUAAUCCUGUAUCAAAAGAAUCAAUGGAAAAAGCAUACAAAUGUUUGGACGUUCCUACUGAUUUAUCAUCACCAUCUACUAAUUCCAAUAAUAUAUCAAAUAAUCCUUCAGGAAUACCUGGAUUUUCCACUGGCUCUGGAAGAGAAAUUAAUCCUGUAUCAAAAGAAUCAAUGGAAAAAGCAUAUAAAUGUUUGGAUGUUCCCACCCAUUCAUUAUUACCAUCUAUUAAUUCCAAUAAUAUAUCAAAUAAUAUUUUGGGAAUAUCUGGAUUUUCCACUGGCUCUGGAAGAGGAAUUAAUCCUAUAUCAAAAGAAUCAAUGGAAGAAGCAUACAAGCAUUUGGAUGUUUCUGAACAAUCUUCUUCAAAUAUCAGACCUUUAAAAGAUAAUGAUAUAAAAAAUAAUAUAAAGAAAUCAAAAAAAAAUCGACAUUCAAUUAAAUAUGAUUCAAAUAUUUAUAAAUCACCAUCAAUCAAAUCUUCUCAUCAAUCUAAUUUAAAAUCAAGAACUCCACUCAAAUCAUUGCAUUCAUUACAAAAUAUUAAAAAUUCGUCACCUCAAUCUAAUAAAAAUAAUGACAACAAUAAAAAAAAAUAUAAAAAAAAUAUAAAAUCUUCAUCUUUAUCAUCACAGACAACAAUCUCUUCGUCAAUCAAUAAUAAUGAUGAUGAUGAUAAUAACAUUGGCACCAAAUUCUUUGAAUUAUCAUCAUCUGUACCUAGAAAUGUUAUGGGAAACUUGGUAUAUCAUCAUCCUUUGAAAUUUACUGAACAAAAUUUAUUAAAUUUUGAAAUACCAACAGAUGCUUUAUACAUAAAUCCAUCAAAUGCCACUCAUUAUAGAUUCACUUGGCCAAGACUUUUUUCAAAAUCAGAUUCCCAACCACAACAAAAAACAUGGGGCCCAAAUGAAGCAUUAUCAUGUUUAAUUGAAUGUGGUGCUAAUCCUAAAUUGAUAGAUGAACAAUGGGUGCUAAAUCAUUACAAAUGGAUAGUAUGGAAAAUAACUAGUAUGAUUAGAUCUUAUCCUUAUUUGUUUCGUGACUGGCUAUCAUCUGAUACAGUACUUGAUCAGUUAAGAUAUAGAUAUGAAAGAGAAAUAAAUCGUGCACACAGAUCUUCUAUUAAAUUAAUUGUAGAAGGUGAUACUUCACCAUCAUGGCCUAUUGUUCUUUGUGUAUCAGAUAUAAUUGAUGAUAAAAUUCCUAUUGAUUCAAAACUUUCACUUGAAUUGACUGAUGGCUGGUAUAAGAUUCAUGCAUGUAUUGAUCCACCAUUACAACGAGCUAUAAUGAAAUCCAAAAUAAAAAUUGGUAGCAAACUUGAAAUUUGUGGUGCAAAAGUUUAUGGAGAGUCUGUUGGCAAAACAUCAGUAUUAGAAGCAACAAAUUCCAUAUAUUUGAAAUUAUCAGGAAAUUCAACAAAACCAGCUCAUUGGGACUCCAAACUUGGGUUUGGAAAGUUUAGACCUUUUGCUUCAUUAAAUAGUCUUACCCCAGAUGGUGGGUUUAUUUUUGCCAUUGAUGUUGUGGUAAUGCGAAAAUAUCCUUUGAUGUACCGUGAAACAACUAAAGAUGGAAUAUAUAUCAUGCGUAACGAAAAAGGAGAAGAACUGGCUCAAAGAAAAUUUACAGAACAGAUGCAGGAAAAGGUGCUAUCCUUACUAGAAAUUUAUCAUAAGGUAGGAAUAGGCGGUGAUGAUUCAGCAAAUAAUAAUAUCAGGCAAAAACAAGCAAUAACUAAACAAUAUGUGAAUAGUCUCACAUCUGGAGAAGAAAUAUUUAAUUUAUUGCAUGAGAAUACUGAGGAUUCUAAUAGGAUAUUUGAAUAUUUGAGCUCUGAUCAGAUUAGAUGGUUAAAUGAUUGGCUGAAUAGAAAAAAGAUAAGAGAUUUAAAUGAAAAGAAUGAUUGGCUUAAUGAGCAGUUGGAAUCAAUGGAUUUGAAGUGUGUUCGCUCUGUUGUUCCAUUCUUUAAAGUACGUGUAUGUGAUUAUCAUGAAACUGUUGGAGAGGUUCAAUCCAGGGUUAAAAGAGAAGCAUUGAUCACCAUAUGGAGUCCUAGCAGUUCUUUAUAUGAUUCUAUUCGUGAAGGACAAAGAAAUCACAUAUAUUCAUUGAUGGUGGCCAAUAAUCAAUCAUAUGAUCCAAAUUUAUCAACAACAAUUCCUUUAAUACGUCUCACAUCAAUAGGACAUACAACAAUAUGGAGAGAACAACAAGCCAAUUUAAAUAAAAUCAGAAAUUCAUUAUAUAAUAUACGAGUUGUUACAAGUUGUGAUGAAUUAGAGAUGACGAUAAGGACAAAUCGUCAUCAUUAUCAAAAAGAGCAUGAUAUGGUAGUAAUUGUGUUAGUAGUUGGGGAAAUUGUGGAGAAGAUACAAUAUGGAAUCACUAUAGAAAUACAAACUGCAAUAGCUACAGAUACAAGUGGACAGCUUGUGUUCAUUGAAUUCAAUAAGUCAUUCUUUAUUAAUUUGAAUAAUUUAUUGAUACCAAAGUCUAUAUUGACCAUAAUCAACUUAAAGCAUACUGGUUAUGAUUCAAAUCAUCAAGUCCACAUACUUUCGACAUGUGAUGAGACAGAGGUCAGACAAUUUCCUCAUGAAGAUUACUUGAAACAAGCUAAAUCAAGACUUGAAUCUUGGGUCAAAGUCAACGAGUCAAUUCUUAAUGUUUUUGAAUCUAAUGCUCAAAAUUUAUAUAAAUCAUUUUCAUCCUGCUCUUCUAUUUAUUAUAAUUAA
Messenger RNA from Entrophospora sp. SA101, 6831 nucleotides. The record is from the annotation of a GenBank genome assembly. NCBI's taxonomy places the organism in Eukaryota, Fungi, Glomeromycota, Glomeromycetes, Entrophosporales, Entrophosporaceae.